Messenger RNA from Hypoxylon trugodes, 2894 nucleotides. Its product is annotated as glycoside hydrolase family 3 protein. The coding region runs from base 418 to 2775 and encodes 785 amino acids. The transcript is spliced from 5 exons. Gene Ontology annotation, biological process: xylan catabolic process; arabinan catabolic process. Gene Ontology annotation, cellular component: plant-type cell wall. The record is from RefSeq and is a predicted model, not a curated record. Gene Ontology annotation, molecular function: xylan 1,4-beta-xylosidase activity; alpha-L-arabinofuranosidase activity. NCBI's taxonomy places the organism in Eukaryota, Fungi, Ascomycota, Sordariomycetes, Xylariales, Hypoxylaceae.
CAUGACGUGAGGGUACCCAGGUAUGCAUUUUGGGGUAGCUAAUAGCUCAAAAGUACGACGACCGAUUGACCCUGUCGAUCGGAGGAGCGUUUUAAUCUGGGGAUCCAGCCCGGCAAUAUCUCACCCGACUCAACCGGGACUCAACCGGCGCACGACAGUCGUCUACCGCUGAUCCGAUUGCGCCUCUGCAGUGAAUAACCCUAGAAUCCUUGCGCAAUUGGAGGAAUGACAUUUUGGAGAUGCUCGGGUUAUCCUGCUGCAUCGAUACAUCAUCGAUGCGGGGAAAAGCUGGAGCGGGUGAAGACGAGCUGCUGCUACGCUACUCCACCGUCGUGGUGAGCUUGAAGCUAUAAAAGCCCGAGCUGUUCGGUAGCCGACAGUACCUAAAUACGGUUGAUUAAGGUAACUUGAGGUCUUAUGCGAAUCGAUAUGGCACUUUCUUUGGGAUCAGCUGUGUUGCUGAUGAGUUCGGGGGUCGCAGCUGUUGGACAUAUCUUUCCAGAUUGCGGGAAUGGACCCUUAGCUACCAAUGGCGUCUGUAACAAGGCACUUUCCGUCGGACAAAGAGCAAGAGCACUCGUUUCAGCCCUCAAAACGGAAGAGAAAUAUGGAUUAUUAGUCAGCACAUCACCUGGAGUUGAAAGAUUAGGACUGCCGAGCUAUGAAUGGUGGCAGGAGGCUCUUCACGGCGUCGCCUCCUCGCCAGGCGUCAAGUUCGCUGAAACCGGCAACUUCUCAUAUGCGACAUCCUUUCCCCAGCCAAUUCUCAUGGGUGCUGCAUUCGAUGACGAACUUAUCGAGGCUGUCGCAACAGUCGUCAGUACCGAAGCUCGCGCAUUCAAUAACUUCAAUCGGUCGGGAUUAGACUACUGGACACCAAAUAUCAAUCCCUAUCGUGAUCCUCGGUGGGGUCGAGGCCAAGAAACACCAGGAGAAGACCCUUUUCAUCUAAGUUCAUAUGUGACUGCUUUAAUAAAAGGUCUUCAAGGUGGAGAAGAUCCUGAUAUCCUCAAAGUGAUUGCGACAUGUAAGCAUUUCACUGCAUAUGAUAUUGAGGAUUGGCUUGGAAACGAACGCUACGAAUUUGAUGCGAAGGUCAGCCCGCAAGAAUUGGCUGAAUACUACAUGCCGGCAUUCGAAGCUUGUGCCCGAGCGAAUGUCGGUUCUUUCAUGUGUUCAUACAAUGCCUUAAACGGCGUUCCAACAUGCUCAAGUUCGUAUAUCUUACAAGAUAUUCUUAGAGAUCACUGGAAUUGGACACGUGACUACCAAUAUGUCGUUUCGGACUGCGACGCUCUUCAAAAUGUCUACAAGCCUCACGAUUGGCGCGACACUCGCGAGGCUUCCGCGGCCAGUUCACUUCUUGCGGGGACGGAUCUCAAUUGCGGCACAUACUACCAAGUUCAUCUUCCUACCGCUUAUGAAAAAGGCCUCAUCAAUGAUACCGCGCUCGACCUUGCCGUUACUCGACUCUACGCCUCGCUCAUUAAACUGGGUUACUUCGACCCCGCCGACUCCAACCCCUACCGGUCCCUAGGCUUCUCUGACGUAUUUACUCCUGACGCUGAGAACCUCGCCCGCAAAGCUGCCGAAGAGGGCAUCGUCCUAAUUAAAAACGAUGGCGUCCUUCCCCUCCAAAUCACCACAGAAAGCAAUCUUACCGCGGUUUUCAUCGGAGAUUGGGCCAACGCCACCACGGACAUGCAAGGCAAUUAUCAAGGUAUUGCGCCGUACCUCCACUCGCCGUAUUAUGCCGCCAGCCACACCGCCAACAUCAAUGCCGUGUACGCCGGUAUCCCUGGCGACCCAACAACCGACGGAUAUCCACGCGCCAUUGAGGCCGCCUCUGCCGCAGACAUCAUCAUCUGGGCCGAUGGCCCCACUGUAGCAAGUGAGGCCGAAAGCAAAGACCGCACACUCAUCCGAUGGUCAGGCGAGAAAAUCGAUAUCAUAACACAGAUCGCCGGCCUUGGCAAACCGUUCGUGCUCGUGCAAUUGGGCGGCCAGCGCGACGAUGCGCCAUUCCUUAACCACCCCAACAUCUCUGCGAUCCUAUGGGCAGGUUACCCUGGUCAAUCCGGCGGUGACGCUAUUCUCAAUGUGCUUACCGGCAAGGUCGCACCUGCGGGUCGCCUUCCCGUGACGCAGUAUCCCGCGGACUACGUCGAUGUUCCUAUGACGGAUAUGAGUUUGCGCCCGAACCCUGAGACAGGUAAUCCGGGCCGCACUUACCAAUGGUACAAUAAUGCGACCGUGCCAUUUGGCUUUGGUUUGCAUUACACCAACUUCACAGCUACCGUUGUAGCACCAGAUGGUGAUGAAGACGAACAAGCUGAUGCCAAAACCAAGGUCUGGGCCGAAGACAAGGACUCCUACGACAUUUCUGACCUAACUCUCCGCUCUUCCUCCACAUCCGUCCGCAUCGACCAGAUCCCAUUCAAAACCGUUCCCGUAACUGUAUCCAAUACCGGCGGCACAACGUCCGAUUUCGUGGUUCUGGGCUUCUUAGCUGGCCAGCACGGACCACAGCCGUAUCCUAUCAAAAGACUCGUCGCAUAUAAGCGAUUACAUGAUAUCGCGCCCGAACAGUCGCAGACAGCAAAUUUGACACUAACGCUUGGGAGCUUGGGACGUCGUGAUGAGGAUGGCAAUUUGGUGCUGUAUCCGGGUGAGUAUAGUCUAUUGGUGGAUGUACCGACGCAGGAUACUUGGGACUUCACGCUGGAUGGCGAACCCGUGGCACUAGACGAGUGGCCGCAGGACACCGGGGCUUGAGUACAAUUAGGUACCUAGGUAGGAGGCAAAUAUCCACUCGUGUUUGUCCUCUCAGGUAUGGAGCGACGAUUGACAAGAUGUUGUGUUUCGAUUGAAACUACAGGUGCUGCUAGUGUUGU